Punica granatum (pomegranate) is the source of this 853-nucleotide messenger RNA. Lineage: Eukaryota; Viridiplantae; Streptophyta; Magnoliopsida; Myrtales; Lythraceae. The record is from RefSeq and is a predicted model, not a curated record.
UCUGGCACAGCAUUAUUAAACAGUCCUUAUAAAUACACCGCCCAACCCGGCAUCUUGCUGCACCACAGACUUGGAAAAUUGGCUCAACAAAUCCGACUGAAAAAGAAAAUGACGAGUCUUAGCUUAAAACUUCUGUGUGUCAUGCUUCUCAUCCUUGUGGCCACCCAGUGGCCAGGCUCUGAAGCUCAGAGCUGCCGUCCCAGUGGCCAAAUCAGGGGCAAGAAGCCUCCUCCAGGGCAAUGCAACACGGGAAAUGACUCGGAUUGCUGCAAGGAAGGGAAAAUGUACCCAGUCUACAAGUGCUCGCCGACAGUCUCGGGUAACACCGAGGCCACUCUAACCAUCAACAGCUUUGAGAAGGGCAAGGACGGGGGAGGCCCGUCAGAAUGCGAUAACCAGUACCACUCUGAUGACAUCCCGAUUGUGGCUCUGUCAACGGGGUGGUUCAACCACAGAAGUAGGUGCCAUCGUAACAUUACCAUAAAUGGGAAUGGGAGGAGCGUGACAGCUAUGGUGGUGGACGAAUGUGACUCCACCAUGGGAUGUGAUGACGACCACGACUAUCAGCCUCCAUGUGCUAACAAUAUUGUCGAUGCAUCCCGCGCUGUAUGGGAGGCCCUGGGAGUUCCCCAGGACAGCGAUGACUGGGGGUGGAUGGACAUUUCCUGGUUGGACGCUUGAACCUUUGUCUAGUAUGUGUACAGUUGCCCAGUGUGGUUCAUUUAUCUAUGUGAUGAAGUGUGUAUCUACGAUAUUGAUAUUGCGUGGACUUGUAAAGUAUGUCCGAUAUGUAAUCAUCAACUCUUAUCUUCGUUUCUACGAAAUAUGAUGCAUUUCAUACUGUUACGAUCAA